AUGUACGCUAAUGUUAUUACUACUGUCAUGCAGCAAUAUUCCGAUAACUUGACUGAUGAAUAUUUAGGAGAAUUGGCUUUGAAUACUAUAUCUGGAUUGAAACGAAAAAAAGAUGAAAAACUUAUAACUUAUAUUAGAGAAGGCAAAGUUUACAUAGAUGUCUAUGGUUUCAUUGGUGUUCCUCUUGUGGUGAUUGAUGUAUUAGCAAAUAAGUUGAAUUACAUUCCAAAACAUGUUGUGAGUGAUUUUAUUACUGUGUCAAAUAAGUCACUAUGGGAAAAAUUCGAAGAAUUAUGCCUCAAAACUAUGACUGCAAGAUUGAACGUUUUAUAUACUCUCAACCAUUCUAAGGAGCGCAAUUUUCAGAGUUAUUUAGAGGGGCAUAUUUCAAGUCCGACUUGGGAUUUAUUUCUUUAA
This is a messenger RNA of Naegleria fowleri, 417 nucleotides long. RefSeq lists its product as uncharacterized. The transcript has a single exon. Lineage: Eukaryota; Heterolobosea; Eutetramitea; Acrasida; Naegleriidae. The coding region runs from base 1 to 417 and encodes 138 amino acids. The record is from RefSeq and is a predicted model, not a curated record.